Messenger RNA from Hemiscyllium ocellatum (epaulette shark), 5055 nucleotides. It is a transcript of the gene glo1, whose product is annotated as glyoxalase 1. Gene Ontology annotation, molecular function: metal ion binding; lactoylglutathione lyase activity. The coding region runs from base 39 to 587 and encodes 182 amino acids. The transcript is spliced from 6 exons. The record is from RefSeq and is a predicted model, not a curated record. Lineage: Eukaryota; Metazoa; Chordata; Chondrichthyes; Orectolobiformes; Hemiscylliidae.
UACAGUUACAGUUACCCUCAGGUGGAGGCUCAGUAGCAAUGGCGCAGGAGUUGCGGGGACUCACUGAUGAACAGGCCUGGAGCGCCUGUUCCCAGCCGGACCCUGAAACCAAGGAUUUUAUAAUGCAACAGACCAUGUUGAGAGUGAAAGAUCCGAAAAAGUCUCUGGAUUUUUACACCAGGAUCAUUGGAAUGACACUUCUGCAGAAAUUCGACUUCCCUGCUAUGAAAUUUACACUUUACUUUUUGGGUUAUGAAGACAAAAAGGAAAUUCCAGCUGAUAAGAAUGAGCACACAGCCUGGACUUUCUCACGGAGAGCAACUAUUGAGCUGACACACAAUUGGGGUACUGAGAGUGAUGAACACCAGGCCUAUCACAAUGGGAACUCUGAUCCUAGAGGUUUUGGUCAUCUGGGUAUUGCUGUCCCUGAUGUUUAUGCUGCAUGCAAACGUUUUGAGGAGCUUGGAGUAAAAUUUGUGAAGAAGCCAGAUGAUGGUAAAAUGAAGGGACUUGCUUUUAUUCAGGACCCAGAUGGCUACUGGAUAGAAAUUCUCAGCCCAAAUCAAAUGCUCACCAUAGUUCCGUAGCUGAGGUGUAAGCAGUUACUCCUGUUUCUCACACUUUAAAUAUACAGACCACUCAUGGUACAACUCUCAAGUUUGAGCAAACAAAAGAUUCCUUUUAGUACCUGCAGUCCAACAUUAAAGUAUCGUUUGCCCUCUAAAUAUUUAAUUAGAUUUACACUUAGUGACGUUUGAAUAGUUAAUAAACAUUGUAUAGACUGGGAAUUUUCUUUUGGUUAUUUCUGGCAGUCACUGUUUACCUCAUGUACAAGAAAUGACACAUUAACUAAUCCUCCAAAGGAUUGCAGCUGGAAUAUUCCAUGUGUUAAGUCUAAGAACUGACCAUCUAUGAAAUGCUUCCUAGAUUGUUGCAUCUAACUUGCAUCCUCCCACUUGCAUCCUUGGGGAAAGAAAAAGUACACGCUGAAAUUUUUAUUGCAGAACCAAGUAUUUUGAUGGCUUGUUUUGAGACUGUAAACCCACAUGUCCAGUUUCUUAAAGAUAUUUAACAGCUGUUACUGUUAAACCCCCAAAAAGGGAUGGGGUGUAAAUCAACUCUAGAACAGAAUGUUACCGUGCAGUACAGGCUCUUUGGCCUUCGAUGGUUCUGCAGGUUGGUGCAACAAUCUGAAGCUCAUCUCACCCACACUAUAUUCCAUUCUCAUCAUAUGCCUAUCCAAUGACCAUUUAAAUGCCCUCCAAUUUGGUGAGUCUACUACUGUUGCAGACAGUGUAUUCCACACCCCCCCCCCCCCCCCCCCCCCACUUGAGUAAGGAAACUACCUCCGACAUCUGUCCGAUAUGUAUCACCCCUCAAUUCAAAGUUAUGUCCCUUCAUUUAAGUCAUUGCCAUCCAAGGAAAAAGCCCUCACUGUUCACCCUAUCUUACCCACUGAUUAUCUUUAUAUGUCUCAAUUAAGUCGCCUCUCAACCUUUUUUCUCUAAUGCAAACAGCCUCAAGUCCCUCAGCCUUUCCUCGUAAGACCUUUCCUCCAUACCAGGCAACAUUCUACUAAAUCUCCUCUGCACCCUUUCCAAAGCUUCCACAUCCUUCCUAUAAUGUAGUGAGACCAGAACUGUACACAAUAGGCCAAGUGUGGCUGUACCAGAGUUUUGGACAGCUGCAGCAUGAUUUCAUGGUUCUGAAACUCAAUCCCUCUACCAAUAAAAGCUAUAACACAGUAUGUCUUCUUGACAACCUGAUCAACCUGAGUGGCAACUUUCAGGGAUUUAUGUACAUGGACACAGAUCUCUCUGCUCAUCUACACUACCAAGAGUCUUUAUUAGCCCAGUUCUGUAUUCCUGUUACUCCUUCCAAAGUAAAUCACCUCCCUCUUUUCCAGAUUACACUACACUCCAUUUGCCACCCCUCAGCCCAGAUCUGCAGCUUAUCUAUGUCUCUAACCUACAACAUCCUUCGUCAUUAUCCACAACUCAACUGACCUUUGUGGAUGACACUUACUUACUAACCCAUGUUUCUAUGCCCUCAUCCAGGUCAUUUAUAAAAAUGACAGUGGACUGAAAACAGAUCCUUGCAGUAAUCCACAAAUAACUGCACUUCAGGAUGAAUGUCUCCAGUCAGCUACCGCCUUCCGUUGUCUUUCAUUUGGCCAAUUUCUGAUCCAAACAACUAAAUUCCAUGCCACUAUUUAUUGUGCAAUAGCCUAUCAAGGGGGUGGGUCUGUCUGUCCCCUCCACCCAGAUAACAUGUACCUCUCAGGCACCCUCAUGUAGCCAUCACAUCUCAUCCUAACAUGAGCCACAGCCUUCCUCUUCACAACAGUUUCAACAUUCUUAGUAAACCUUCGUUCCCUUGUUUGACCACUUCCUCCCUGCCUGACAGGUACGUACUUCUCCAAGGACACAUAGCUAUUCCUUAAAUACACUCCACAUUUCAACUGCCCAUCCGAUGCAUUCUAGAUCUUGCCUAACUACAUUAUCACUGUCUUUUCCCCCAGCUAAACUCUUGUCCUGUGGUAUAUCCAUCACUAAACAAAUGAAUUGUGAUCACCUACCUCCAUAUCUAACACCUGGCCAUGUCAUUACCCAGUACCAAAUCUAAUGUCAUCUCAGCCCUUGUUGGCUUGCCUACAUACUGUGUCAGGAAACACUCCUACACACUGGACAAAAACUGACUCCUCUAAAGUACUCUAACUAUAGUAUUGCCACUCAAUAUUGGGGAAGCUAAAGACCCCCAUCAUGACUACCCUGUUACUCUUGCUCCUUUCGAGGAUCAUCUUUGCUCUCCAAUCCUCCGCAUCUCUGGAACUAUUUGGAGUCCUAGAGAAAACUCCCAACAGAGUGACUUUUCCUUUCCUGUUGCUAGUCUCAGCCCAUACUACCUCAGUAGAUUAGUCAUCAGAUAUCCUUUCUGCAACAGUAAUACUAUUCUUGACUAAUAGUGCCGCACCACCCCCUAUUCUACCAUUUUUAUUUUGUUCUUACUGAAACAUCUAAAUCUUGGAAAUUCCAAUAACUGUUCCUGUCCCUCUACCUGGACCCAUCUCUGACACCUCCCUCCCCUUCCUGGACCCCUCCAUCUCUAUUAAUGACGACCAACUUGACACUGAUUUUAUUUUUACAAACCCACCGACUCCCACAGCUACCUGGAUUACACCUCUUCCCACCCUACCUCUUGUAAAAAUGCCAUCCCAUAUUCCCAAUUCCUCCACCUCCACUCCCAGGAGGUCCAGUUCCACCACAGAACACACCAGAUGGCCUCCUUCUUUAGAGACCGCAAUUUUCCCUUCCCACGUGGUUAAAGAUACCCUCCAACACAUCUCGUCCACAUCCCAUACCUCCACCCUCAGACCCCACCCCUCCAACCGUAACAAGGACAGAACGCCCCUGGUGCUCACCUCCCACCCUACCAACCUACGCAUAAACCAAAUCAUCCGCCGACAUUUCCGCCACCUCUUUAAAAAGACCCCACCACUAGGGAUAUAUUUCCCUCCCCACCCCUUUGUCUUCCGCAAAGACCGUUCCCUCCGUGACUACCUGGUCAGGUCCACGCCCCCCUACAACCCACCCUUCCAUCCUGGCACUUUCCCCUGCCACUGCAGGAACUGUAAAACCUGUGCCCACACCUCCUCCCUCACCUCUAUCCAGGGCCCAAAGGAGCCUUCCACAUCCAUCAAAGUUUUACCUGCACAUCCACUAAUAUCAUUUAUUGUAUCCGUCGCUCCCGAUGCAGUCUCCUCUACGUUGGGGAGACUGGGCGCCUCCUAGCAGAGUGCUUUAGGGAAUAUCUCCGAGACACCCGCACCAAUCAACCACACCGCCCCGUGGCCCAACAUUUCAACUCUCCCUCCCACUCAGCUGAGGACAUGGAGGUCCUAGGCCUCCUUCACCGCCACUCCCUCACCAGCAGACGUCUGGAGGAAGAACGCCUCAUCUUCCGCCUUGGAACACUUCAACCCCAGGGCAUCCGUGUGGACUUCAACAGUUUCCUCAUUUCCCCUUCCCCACCUCACCCUAGUUCCAAACUUCCAGCUCAGCACUGUCCGGACUGGUCCUACCUGCCACCUAUCCAUCCAUCCACCCACCCUCUCCUCCCUGACCUAUCACCUUCAUCCCCUCCCCCACUCACCCAUUGUACUCUAUGCUACUUUCUCCCCACCCCCCCACCCUCCUCUAGCUUAUCUCUGCACGCUUCAGGCUCUCUGCCUUUAUUCCUGAUGACGGGCUUUUGCCCGAAACAUCGAUGAUGCUGCCUGAACUGCUGUGCUCUUCCAGCACCACUAAUCCAGAAUCUGGUUUCCAGCAUCUGCAGUCAUUGUUUUUUACCUCCUCUACCCAUGUCUCUGAAAUGGACAGAACAUUGAAAUCCCAGGUACUAACCCAUGCACCUACUUUAUUAUGAAUGUUCCUGGCAUUGAAGUAGACACACUUCUUACUUGCCAGUGCCUUUGUACAGGCUUGACAUCUUAGUUCUGCUUCCACUACUCUCAACCUCCCAUAUACUCUAAGUAUAGUUGAAGUUUCUAAUCCCCUGCUGAAUGAGUUGAAACUAACCAUGAUGUGAAUUAGCAAAUUUCACCCCUACCCCAAACCCCUGGAUAUUAGGUGGUUCUGUUUGUCAAGGUCCCAACUACCCGAGAGAGCCACUACUGACUAAAAUGAUAAAGGUGUCUUGCACUGAAGGUAGCUCCCCCAUUCAACUACAAAAAUAAGUUAAAGUUGGGAAGUCUAAUCCCUAAUACACUUGCUCCGUUAUAGGUUAUCAUCUAUGACUGUCCAGUUAUCUUAUUAACCAUUUCUAGACUCUCUGCUUAUAAAAUGCUGCUGACAUUGUUGGUAUUUACCUUUUUUUGUUAUAAACUGAAUUUUGUGUUGAACAGCUUGAUGGAAAGUUGGCUUUGCUGCUUGAGCAGUCACAUGUGCAAGGUCACAGAUGAACUGACAUUGAACCUUAAUUCCUAAUAAUUGGCAUCAUGGCUAAGUUCCUUAAUGUAGAACCAUGACUGUAAUAAAUGACUUUUCUUUUGAAAUA